ACUGCUAAUUACCAUGCCAUCCGUGACAUGGAUGGGAAAAGCAUAAUUCGUGCCAGAGAUCCCAAUUCGGAUCUGUUCCACAUAAACACAACACCAAGACGCAAGGAGACUUACGUGUGAUCCACUCUCUUUCCAUUGCUUCCAUACUACAUCAAUAAAAACAAGCAUGCCCAAUACUAGUACUACUACAUGCAACCCCCAAGACGGCAACUAUCGCUAUGUGGCGGAACGGCGUCAAUACGGUGGUCUAUUGCUGAUGACGGGCUUUUGUGCCGUCAUUCAACCACUGGCACGCAUUACCACUGCGGUUGGACCCAAUGGUCCUCUCGUCACCGAUGUGGGAGAUGUCGCCUUUUGGCAAUUUGUCGGUGCCUGUUGUGUGCUAGCGAUUGGACUGUGCAGUAUGCUCGUGGGAUUCAUCGAGUUGCUCAUGGACCGGAGUGGUGAAGUCACACAGCAUACACUGUUGAUUGGUUUGACACAGACGGCAUGGAUAUUGUAUAUAGCGGAUAUGACGGCGGUGGGAUUGACCAUGGUGCAAGAUCCACCACAAUUCUUUCUGCCCUUUCCCAAUGAUACCACCGAAACUAGUUUGGCCAAUCAGCAGAAACUCAAUGAAUCCACUGAAGUCAUCUUUAUUGGGUCUUGUGGAAUCGCCGGCAUUUUUAGCUACGGAUUUGCCUUUAUCGGAUCCAUUGCGUUCAUGCAGUUUGCACUCUACACGUUCCGCCAGGGGCGACCCCACCAUCGGGAUGCCGAUUACUUUCGCGGACGCUUAGGGGUAUACAGCAGUCUGCUCUUUAUUGCCGGAUUGUGUCAAAUUCUACUGGGCAGUUUUGCCACGGAACUCAAUUUACAAAAUGGACGCAUCCAAGGAGGAUUGAUCCGGGUCGCCAUGUUUGUCGUACACUUUCCCUACAUUACCAUUGUCGUGGGCGUGCUCCAGUUUCUCAAUGGAUUUUGGGGAUUUUGUCGGGCAUUCUACAUUGGUGUGGGAGGGCGAGAUGAUAACUGGUUUCAAUACAGCAUGGCGUUUUUAUGGAUUGUUGUCAUUACAUUUCAGGAUGUCGUGCAAAUAUCCUAUCUGCCCGAAGGAAUGCUGGCACCCACGGCGCCCACAUUGGCGGCCAUGUCCUUUGGCAUUAUUUUCAUGCCCGCCUAUUUGGACUACAAAAUGAGAAAUACACCCGUACGAAUGGACGACAAUUAUUACUUUGGACAAGUCGUGCCAUCGCCCAAGGACGACGAAAAACCCAUGUUGGUGCGGGCCAUUCCGAAUACAUUUGGAGGUGGAUCAGGACCCAUGCGAAAGGUAUAUGUCAUGGAAAAGCCAGGGUACUAUCAGGAUGAUUUGGAGGAUGACUAUUUCUACAAUGCCGAUGAUGAUGAUCAUGUCGUUGAUGUCGUCGAACCCGGCUACAUCCCCAAUAGUCCAGCAGCCCAUGAAGAAGUGACUCCAGCAGCCCCAGAAGAGGCACCUCCAAUAGAAGAAAAGACUGCUGACGAGCCAAUUAACAAUGCCAUGGAUGAUGAAGAGGCGCCCACAAACAAUCCCAACUACUAG
This is a messenger RNA of Seminavis robusta, 1564 nucleotides long. Lineage: Eukaryota; Bacillariophyta; Bacillariophyceae; Naviculales; Naviculaceae. The record is from the annotation of a GenBank genome assembly.